GUGAGGCUGGAAGGGGUUAACGGUGGCCGGGUUUGCCCCGCUCCCCUCCCAGGGCCCAUUCGGGUCUGAGCCCGGCGCCUGCCAAGGGUUAACCCGGCCCGGGCUGUUCAAACACCUCGGCUGAGGUAAGCGCCGCUUGUUUGUUCAGGUAAAUAAGGAAGGAAUUGGAUAUAAUGGGCAAAGGAGGCUCUGGCUGAGCCGUGACACUCGCUGCCGGGUCCCCCUCGCAGGCUCCGUCCCUCUGCCGCCCUCGGAGCCGCCCGGGGUGCCCGGGGCCGGUCCCGGUCCCUGUCCCUGUGCCCCUCCCGUCGGUGUCCGCCCAGAGCCGAUGUGGCUCAGCCCGGCCGUGCUGCCGCCGCGGGGCCGGCGCUGAGCCGGGCAGGAGCUGCCGGACAGUGCCGGGCCCCCCCCUCGGGGCCAUGCCCCCCACAGCCACCGCUCCGAGCACCACGGGGAUGGCUCUUCCCACCCUGCACCGGGACCCAUGUGGAUUGUGAGCUGCCCGCGCACCCUCCAGGUUUGGAGCCGGUGCUGAGCGGAGGGAUGGGCAGUGCCAGCCCCGGGCUGACCACUCUGCCCCCCGGCCGCCUCGCCUGGCCGGACCCUGCGCCGCUGCCGCCGCCCCGGGACCCCGGACCCCGGAGCUGGGGCUGCCCAGAGAGCCCCAGCCCCCCCGGCACCCCCGAGCAGCCCCUGCCCGCUUUCUGCCUGCACUACUUCGACAUGCUCUACCCCGAGGACGUGGCCUGGGCCACCAAGGGCGUGGGGGAACCGUCCCCCGGCGGCGCCCAGGGCAGGCAGGAGGAGGCGCGGAAGGAGCCGGAGCAAUGUCCCAUCAUCGACAGCCAGGGCUUGGGGCUGGGGCCCGAGGGGGACCUGCAGGCCAGCCUGCCCCUGGAGGAGCACUCGCUGGAGCAGGUGCAGAGCAUGGUGGUGGGAGAGGUGCUCAAGGACAUCGAGACGGCCUGCAAGCUCCUCAACAUCGCCGCAGACCCCACGGACUGGAGCCCCGGGAACGUGCAGAAGUGGAUCCUGUGGACGGAGCACCAGUACCGGCUGCCGCAGAUCGGGAAGUCCUUCCAGGAGCUGUCAGGGAAGGACCUGUGUGCCAUGUCUGAGGAGCAGUUCUGCCAGCGCUCGCCUGCCUGUGGUGACAUCCUGCAUGCCCACCUCGACAUCUGGAAGUCUGCCGCCUGGAUGAAGGAGAAGGCUACCCCUGGAGAUGUGAGAUACUGUGGGGGUGACUCCAGCUGGGCUGACAGCGAGGUGGACUCGUCCUGUGCUGGGCAACCCAUCCACCUCUGGCAGUUCCUCAAGGAGCUGCUGCUGAAACCCCACAACUACGGGCGCUUCAUCCGCUGGCUCAACAAGGACAAAGGCAUCUUCAAGAUCGAGGACUCGGCGCAGGUGGCCCGGCUGUGGGGCAUCCGCAAGAACCGCCCGGCCAUGAACUACGACAAGCUGAGCCGCUCCAUCCGGCAGUACUACAAGAAAGGGAUCAUCCGCAAACCCGACAUCUCCCAGCGCCUCGUCUACCAUAAAUCCGGAUUGUGACCCGCUGAGGCUGGACUGGGACAGAGAGCUGGGGAUUGCUUCACCUGUGCCUUGCACCACAGUCAGAGUUACCUGGAGAUGCUGAUCUUUUAUAUUAUAGGUUUUUUAUUUGUUUAUUUACUUUUUGGUUUUGGCUGGCGGCGAAUUGUGGUUUAGGUUCAAAUGCCGAGGGGUGGCCCGUGCUCCUGGGAAUGCUUUGUGGGAGCUUAAGAGGAAAAACACCUGGUUCUUGGUAUUUUGUUUUUACCUUAAAA
Molecule: messenger RNA, 1808 nt
Organism: Corapipo altera (White-ruffed manakin)
Lineage: Eukaryota; Metazoa; Chordata; Aves; Passeriformes; Pipridae
Gene: SPDEF
Product: SAM pointed domain containing ETS transcription factor
Exons: 7
Coding region: 544-1554 (336 amino acids)
Biological process (GO): cell differentiation; regulation of transcription by RNA polymerase II
Cellular component (GO): nucleus
Molecular function (GO): sequence-specific DNA binding; DNA-binding transcription factor activity, RNA polymerase II-specific
Source: RefSeq, a predicted model, not a curated record